AGUUAGAGCGCAAUAUUAUGCAGAGAUAUGCGCCUGUGGUGAUACUUGCUAUUUAAUAGUUCUGCCAUUGUUACUACGUUUACCAGGGGCUUAAUUAAAACACGGAACAUAUUCAUUUAGAUAUUUAAAGCAGGGGUGUUUACGAUUGUUGAAAUUACCUAGUCUAUAUAUUUUGAACCGUUCUAGUUCUACGAAAUCCCGACAGGUCCAUUUUAAUGUGUGGUUCAGGGCUGACGAUUGGUUAUUUGUGGCUAACGCUAGAAAAAAGAAAAAAAACCGAUGAGGCGGGAAGCGCGUGGACAGUUGUCUCUCGGACGACAAUAUGAGACGCAAAAUCAGUUAGCAGUUAAUAGAUUUAUUCACGUAGAUUGAAUGAGCUGAACUGAAGUUGUUUCCAUGGCUUGUGAGCAACAGUUGAGACAAUCGCAGGGCACAAAUUUGCUGCCAAAUGAAGUUACCACAGAACAGCAGUCCUUGAUUGUGGUGAAGAAACUUCUGGCUAUAGCUGUCUCCUGCAUCACGUAUCUUAGGGGUCUGUUCCCAGAAAAGGCGUAUGGGAGCAAAUACGUGGAAGAGCAGAAGGUGAUGAUACUGAGAGAACAGCGGAGCUGCCCUGGAGCCAGUCAGAUUGUCCAGUGGAUGCAUGGAUGCUUUGAUGCUCUUCAGAAAAAAUAUCUGCGACUGGUUGUUCUGUCUAUUUACACAGAUCCUGAACAUCCCCAGAAAGUUACAGAAUGCUACCAGUUCAAAAUCCAAUACACUGAUACGGGACCUCAAAUGGAAUUUGAAAGCCGCAACAACAAGAAAGUGGCAAAGAUGGCCUGUAGCAACGUGAAGAAGGCCAGCGUCCUCCUGGUGCGCAAGCUCUACAUGCUGAUGCAGAACCUGGGGCCCCUGCCUGACAGCGUUUGUCUCAACAUGAAGCUUUCCUACUACGACGAAGUUACACCUCAGGAGUACGAGCCUCCUGGCUUCAAGGAGGGAGACAGCGACAGCAUGAUGUUUGAGAGAGAGCCUGUGAACCUGACCAUGGGGGAGGUGGUCACCCCCUUUCACACCCUGAGGGUGGAUGUGACUACAGAGAAGGAGAGGCUGGAACAGGUUUGUGACGCUGAGCCUGUGUGUAAGGCAGAACAAGGAGCCCUGGAGAUGGAGGAAGCAGAACAGGCGUCCAUGAGCAACAGUCAGCCCAUCAAACAGUGUCGUAUACCAGUGUUGAAAGACAGGAAGGAUUGUAAUCACAAUCAAGCUGACGUGUCAGAAGUGCAGGUGAGCAGCCAGGAAGAUGUGAAGACGUGUGAGGAGAAACUGGACAGUUCACACCUCUCUCAGAUUGACAGUCUGGUGAAGAAGCCCUCAGACGUAGGGGAGACCUUGAAGAGGACCAGAAGUGGCCGUGUCAUUGCGCCCACAGUGGAGAGAAAGGACACAACGGUGUGCAACACCAUCAAGAAUAAAUCCAUUCCUCAGAUGAAUAAAAAGAUGUCCCAAUUUGCAUUCCCCAGCAGUCAAGGUCAAGACUCUAUCCCAAAGAGACGCAAGUUCAGUGAGCCAAAGGAGCAGUACUGAAAAACAGCAAGUGAAAUUUCUGGAAGUUUAUGGUUGACAAAGAAGCAUAUUGUACUGUUAUUUCUGCUUGAGUUGUCACAACUGCCAAACACAUUGUUCCACACAUUUUAUGUUUUUGACUGGAGGAAAAAUUACAUUGGUCAAGCCUCAUAAAGUUUAAGUCAGUGGUAAUGGGCUGGCAAUUUAUACAUAGUUAUGACUGAACUGCAUGUAUGAAUCUGUUUUUGUACUGUAAUGUUAUUGCCCUGUUAUUUUUGCCAUUUAAAAAAGAGAAAUUGAAACCCUUGGGCAUAUUGAACUGCCUGUGGCGAA
Molecule: messenger RNA, 1881 nt
Organism: Anguilla rostrata (American eel)
Lineage: Eukaryota; Metazoa; Chordata; Actinopteri; Anguilliformes; Anguillidae
Gene: hormad1
Product: HORMA domain containing 1
Exons: 16
Coding region: 397-1569 (390 amino acids)
Source: RefSeq, a predicted model, not a curated record